This is a messenger RNA of Psylliodes chrysocephalus, 1803 nucleotides long. NCBI's taxonomy places the organism in Eukaryota, Metazoa, Arthropoda, Insecta, Coleoptera, Chrysomelidae. The record is from the annotation of a GenBank genome assembly.
CCUCAACCUUUCAACAAGCCGAGAAGUAAAUAAAAAACAUUCUAAAUCAUUAGUUAUUGUUGUUCAAGUAAAGUUUAAGUGAUCUGUGGAUUCCAGAAAAUGUCUAAUCUAAAAUCAAAGAAAAUAAGUAUAAGCAAUUUCUGCAAGCUUAUUCCAAAAAUCGAACUCCAUGCUCAUUUAAAUGGUUCUCUAAACGAAGACAUCUUAAAACAACUUGGUUGCGAUGAAACGUCCAUUUCUGAAUACCAAAAAUUAACAGAGAUCUUAAAUAAAACAUCUAGAAACCUAGACGAAUGCUUCCAUCUUUUUCCUAUUGCUCACAAUGCCACAAAAACAAAAGAAAAACUAUAUAUGGCAACCAAAAGUGUUAUCAAAGAUUUCAAAAAGGAUAAUACGAUUUAUUUAGAACUUCGUACCACUCCUAGAAGUGAAGAAGACAUGAGCAAAGAAGAGUAUAUCGAAACGGUUGUCAAGUGCAUCAAUGAUUGUAAAUCCAAAUAUAAGAUUUUGGUAAAAUUAAUUUUAUCCAUAAAUAGACGCCAGGAUGAUAAUAAUGCAGAAGAGAGUUUAAAAAUCAUUAUUAAAAUGAAAGAAAAGUACCCCGAUAUUAUUAAAGGAAUAGACUUGAGUGGGGAUCCAAAAGUAGGGACUUUUAAUGAAAAUCUCUUUGAAAAGGCCAGGAUAGCAGGACUAAAAACUUCUAUACACUGCGCUGAAGUAAAGAAUAAUGAAGAGGUUAAGAAAAUUUUGGAUUUUGGACCUGACAGAUUAGGCCAUGCUGUGUGUUUGCAUCCUGCUUAUGAAGGCUCCCAAGAAAACUGGGAUUUGUACUUACAGAAAAAAAUUCCAAUUGAAUGCUGUCUUACGUCGAAUGUCAUUUGUGGAACCGUCGAACGAUACGAAGAACAUCAUAUUCAAGAAUUGAUCAAUUUAAGAUUACCAUUCUCAAUUUGUACAGACGACAAGGGCGUGUUCCGUACAAAUAGUUCAAAAGAAUACGAACACGUAAUGAAACACUUUAAAAUUUCACCUACGGACUUGUACCAAUUCAAUUACAACUCCGUUGAACAGAGUUUCGCUUCGGAUGAAGAAAAAAAGCGACUGAUACAUGUAUUAAACAAGGUAUUGUACUUAUUUCUUGGAGAUAUAUUCUCUAUGGUUCAAAUUAAAGAUUAUUGCGAUGAGCCUGUUGAUGAACAACUAUAUCGUGAUUUAAAUCUGGCCCCUAUGUGGAGAGAGUUUUAUUAAUAAAUUUUUUAAGCAUAAAUGUGUUUUUUUUUGUAUUAUUCUCGUACUUAAUGAGAUAUAUUUUUAGUUUUAAUGGGACAUGUAAAAAUAUUUGGCUCCUUUACCUUUUCAGAUUGCGCUUUAAACAUAUUCUGUCUCUCUACUCAAUACGCCUCCCCAAGUAAAAAUAGUUGGUCCCUUUUUCUUUAAGAUUUUAUGGAAAAGUUUGGACAUAUUAUCAAAUGAUGUAUUAACCGUAGUAAAAUGUAUAUUUGUCUCGAGACUGAUAGUUAUUUUGUAUUUUUUUUAGAUAUAUUCUUGUUAAUGUUUCACUUAUUAUUUUCUCCUCCCUUUCCAAACCAGUUAUAAACAUAUUUAGAGCAUUUGUGAAGCUUCGCUGUUUAUACCCCUAUAAGAAUCUUUAUAGUCCUCAUCUGACUGCAAAAGUGGCACAUCAUCUUUUUUGCUUAAUAUUUGUAGUAUGUAUACUUUGUUGUUACAUUAAGCAUUUUAGGUUACAAAUUGAUUAUUUUUUUUUAUAUAAAUAUAAUGCCAAUGUAAUUUUUACAAUCUGGU